Molecule: messenger RNA, 1740 nt
Organism: Ricinus communis (castor bean)
Lineage: Eukaryota; Viridiplantae; Streptophyta; Magnoliopsida; Malpighiales; Euphorbiaceae
Product: xylan O-acetyltransferase 1
Exons: 5
Coding region: 295-1605 (436 amino acids)
Cellular component (GO): Golgi apparatus
Molecular function (GO): O-acetyltransferase activity
Source: RefSeq, a predicted model, not a curated record
UAAUUUCAAAAAAGAAAAAAUAAAAAUAUAGGAGUGAGAGAAUUUAUAAAUUAAUAUAACAAUUUAGGAGUAUCAGAUAUUAAAAUUAAUAAAAUUUAGAAAUGAAAUUAUGUAAUUGGCCGAGAAUCUUUGUACCAUGUAAUCUGUUAUGACAUUUCUUUACUCUUGAGCAAAGGUAAAAAGGUUAAAGAGUAAAUGAUAUAUAAAAAAAAAGACAUAACAUGUUCUGCUGUUUCAGCAUUCAAUUAAGAUCAGCAUCAUCCACAAGUUCAGUCACUGGAAGAAACAACAAUCAUGAAGAACGGAAAUGGCAGCCACAGAAGCAUUUGCCUCCAGAUCUUAGUACUAUUAUCUCUCUUUCUCUUUGGAUACUUUUUAUUCAGUGAACAUGUAAAUUUCAGCUCACUCUCAUUUCCAAGAUUUCAAGAAAAUGGCAAGAAUCAAGAUGAUGGUGAUGAAUUGGUAAAGAAGCAAGAAGAGGCAAGUAUGGAGCUGGUAUCUGUUAUAGAUGAAGUAGAAGAAGAUCAAGAAGUUGUGUUGCCACCUGAAGACUGUGAUAUCUUUACAGGAGAAUGGGUUCUUGAUAACUUGACUCAUCCUCUAUAUAAAGAAGAAGAAUGUGAGUUUCUAGCAGAUUCAGUAACUUGCCUCAGAAAUGGAAGAAUGGAUUCUUUGUAUCAGAACUGGAGAUGGCAGCCUAGAGAUUGUCAUUUGCCCAAGUUCAAAGCAAAAGCUUUGCUGAAUAAGCUGAAAGGAAAGAGGCUCAUGUUUGUUGGAGAUUCACUGCAUCAUCAGCAAUGGCAGUCUAUGGUGUGUCUGGUUCAAUCUGUCAUUCCUCCAAACAAGAAGAGCUUAACAAGCAAUUCAAGCUCUCUCACUGUCUUCAAAAUUGAGGAAUAUGAUGCUACUAUAGAGUUUUAUUGGGCACCAUUUUUAGCGGAGUCAAAUUCAGACAAAUUAGCAAAUAGAAAUGGCCAAUCGGACCGCAUAAUUAUGCCUGAAUCAAUCUCGAAACAUGGAAGUAACUGGAAGGAUGUUGAUUACCUUAUAUUUGAUACAUAUAUUUGGUGGAUGACCUCUAUUUACACCAAAGUAUUACGAGGAUCGUUCGAUGAAGGAGCAACGGAGUAUGAUGAAAUUGAGUUGCCAAUAGCAUAUGAAAGAACUCUGAGGACAUGGGCUAAUUGGGUGGAGCAAAAUGUUGAUCCUAAGCAUACUUCUGUUUUCUUCAGCAGCAUGUCUCCUACUCAUGUCAAGAGUGAAGAUUGGGACAAUCCUGAAGGGAUCAAAUGUGCUAAGGAGACUACCCCAAUAUUAAACAAAACCAAACCAUUGGAAGUUGGCACGAACCACCAGCUCUUUAGGAUUGCAGUGAACGUGACUCGAUCAAUGAAAGUUCCUGUCUACUUCCUCAAUGUAACCACACUGUCCGAAUACCGGAAAGAUGCACAUACCUCCAUAUAUACGGCGGUUGACGGCAAGCUACUCUCUACGGAGCAAAAGUCCGAUCCGGCCAAGUACGCUGAUUGUCUUCAUUGGUGUCUUCCAGGGUUGCCUGAUACAUGGAAUGAGUUACUCUAUACAUAUAUCAUAUCUCGUUCUUGACACUUGGAAUUUUUGUUAUGAUGUUUUAUUUGAUAAUUGAACAUUUUGUGGUGGCAUAUAACCAUGUAUACAAAUUUCAAUUUCAAUGAAGUAGUGAGAAAGUAAAAAUGAAGUAACAAAAAUGUCAAGGGAUUA